This is a messenger RNA of Salvia hispanica, 1892 nucleotides long. RefSeq names its product Major facilitator superfamily protein. Gene Ontology annotation, cellular component: membrane. Gene Ontology annotation, biological process: D-glucose transmembrane transport. NCBI's taxonomy places the organism in Eukaryota, Viridiplantae, Streptophyta, Magnoliopsida, Lamiales, Lamiaceae. The record is from RefSeq and is a predicted model, not a curated record. Gene Ontology annotation, molecular function: D-glucose transmembrane transporter activity.
UUCAAAAUCUGUUUCUUGUACAGUGUGUAAAAAUGGCUCUAAACUGUGCUCCGCCAUUGCUAAAUCUCAAGCUCUGGAACAAGAACCAACAAGCCAAUUUCUGCGUCGCCAAGAGAUCAAAUGCUGUCAGCGGCAGAAACGCUCUUCUCCGGGGUUCUCACAGUCGCUCAAUUUUGGCUAAUCAUAACGGAUUUAGAAUGCAUUUUGUGCGCCCUACUGCUAAACGCAACCUCACGAAGGUUGGAGCUUCUUCGGAUGAAGCUCAAUCAUUGAAUUCUGAGCAGGAGGACUUUGCUUGGUCUUCUGUUUUGUUACCAUUUCUAUUCCCUGCCUUGGGGGGUUUGUUAUUUGGCUAUGACAUUGGUGCCACCUCUGGAGCUGCAAUUUCGCUGCAGUCACCUGAGCUCAGUGGUACCAACUGGUUCAACCUUUCAGCUAUUCAGCUUGGUUUAGUGGUUAGCGGCUCCCUUUAUGGUGCUCUUUUUGGUUCGCUCAUUGUAUAUCCCCUGGCUGAUUUCCUCGGAAGGAAUAGAGAACUUAUCAUUGCCUCCCUCCUUUAUUUGAGUGGUGGUCUGUUGACCGCCUAUGCUCCUGGCCUCGGAGUUCUCUUGAUAGGACGAUGCUUAUAUGGUCUUGGUAUUGGCAUGGCAAUGCAUGGGGCUCCCCUUUAUAUUGCAGAGACAUGUCCAUCUCAGAUUCGGGGCACUUUAAUAUCUCUAAAGGAGCUUUUCAUAGUUCUCGGGAUAUUGUUAGGCUACUUUGUUGGUAGUUUCGAAAUCAAUGCUGUUGGAGGGUGGCGUUACAUGUUUGGAUUCAGUGCCCCAAUCGCAUUGGUCAUGGGCCUAGGGAUGUGGAGUCUCCCUCAAUCUCCACGAUGGUUGCUUCUUAGGGCUGUUCAAGGUAAAGCGUCCUUGCAAGAAUACAAGGAAAAAGCUGUGCUUGCGCUGAAUAAACUGAGAGGCCGAUCAACUGAUGAUAAAGCAUCUGAGAAACAAAUUGAAGAAACCAUUGUUUCCUUGAAAACUGCAUACAGUGGUCAGGAUUCAGAAGGAAGUUUUCUUGAGGUUUUUCAGGGCCCAAGUCUGAAAGCCUUCAUAAUUGGUGGAGGAUUGGUCCUUUUUCAGCAGAUUACUGGGCAACCAAGUGUUUUGUACUAUGCAGGUCCAAUUCUUCAGACUGCUGGAUUUGCUGCUGCUGCUGAUGCGACAAAACUCUCAGUUGUUGUGGGGGUAUUUAAGUUGCUCAUGACUGGAGUAGCUGUCCUGAAGGUUGAUGAUCUAGGAAGAAGACCCCUGUUAAUAGGAGGGGUUGGUGGACUUGCUUUGUCUCUGCUGCUGCUUUCUGCCUACUACAAAUUCUUAGGAGGGUAUCCUCUGCUCGCUGUAGCUGCAUUGCUUCUCUACGUCGGUUGCUAUCAGAUAUCAUUUGGACCUAUCAGUUGGCUUAUGGUGUCCGAGAUAUUCCCUAGUCGGACAAGAGGAAAGGGUACCAGCCUUGCAGUACUAACGAAUUUUGGUUCAAACGCUAUAGUAACCUUUGCAUUCUCCCCGUUGAAGGAGUUACUUGGAGCUGAAAAUCUGUUCCUUCUAUUUGGAGCAAUCGCUAUCCUCUCGCUAGCAUUUGUCAUAGUCUAUGUUCCUGAGACCAAAGGGUUGAGCUUGGAAGAAAUUGAAUCCAAACUGUCGGAGUGAAAAUCUUUAAUUUGGCAGCUGUGGCUAUCAUUGCAGGUUUCGGUUCCUUGACGUUUUUAUAUAAAUGCGUACAUAUUACUUCCUAUGUUGACAUUUUAGACUCGCCACUAUACUCUUUUAUUGAGUUGAACUAAAUAUUCUGCAAGUGAUGUAAUGCAACCUUUGAUGAGAUUAGUUAAUAAAUAAAUAUCAUUUUGUUUA